Messenger RNA from Cyclopterus lumpus (lumpfish), 2566 nucleotides. RefSeq names its product mannan-binding lectin serine protease 2-like. The coding region runs from base 293 to 2380 and encodes 695 amino acids. Lineage: Eukaryota; Metazoa; Chordata; Actinopteri; Perciformes; Cyclopteridae. Gene Ontology annotation, molecular function: calcium ion binding; serine-type endopeptidase activity. Gene Ontology annotation, cellular component: extracellular region. Gene Ontology annotation, biological process: proteolysis; complement activation. The transcript has 11 exons. The record is from RefSeq and is a predicted model, not a curated record.
UCCCAGUGGCGCAGGGAUGCUGCUCAGCUUACACUGCAAAGAGGUUUUGUAGUUAACGAUCGAUCUGAAAGGCUUUUGGCUCGCUGUGUCUUCCUGUCAUCCCACUUUCCAGCAGUCACUCCCUCGUUACUGCAAACAUACCAAAAAAACUAUUUUGCUUUAUAAAAUGCCUGCGUUUGCAAAAUAUGAGUGAGAGAGAAAGGGGGGGUAGCGAGAAAGAAUAAAUUAUGGAGAAAAGGGGAAGGAGAAAAGUUGAUGUAGUUUAUUUGAGAAGGGACUUGAUGGGAUCGCAAUGAUAAGAUUAAGUCUUCUGAUUCUCCUAUUCUCCCGCCCGGCCUAUUCAAUGCUGCUGGGAUGGGUGGAGUCUCCAGGGUAUCCCACUGGAUAUUUGCCCGAUGCCAGUCUAAACUGGAGCAGGUGUGCCCACAAAGGUCACACCCUCUCCAUCAAACUCAUGCACCUGGACCUGGAGGACAGCCAAGACUGUGAAAACGACGCAAUAAAGGUCUUUUCAAAUGGACACCUAAUCUCAGUUCUGUGUGGCAAAAGGGAAUUUGAGGAUCUUCAGUCCACUGUUAACCCUUCGCUCGUCUCCUCUCCGGGCGGCUGCCUCUCCCUUACGUUCCACUCCGACUACUCGAACACCAAGAGGCACACCGGCUUCAGAGGGUUUUAUACGGAUCAUGACUUUGAUGAAUGUAAGGACGACCCUGACAACGGAUGCACACAGUUCUGUCACAACUACAUUGGAGGGUACCACUGCUCCUGUCGCCAUGGCUACUACCUGGAUGUGGACAAACACACUUGCACGGUGAGUUGUACUGAGGAUCUGUCAGGGCAGAAAAAUGGAGACCUAUCCAGUCCCUCCUGGCCUGCUCCCUAUGCAGAGAAUGCUAACUGUCAGUACACCUUGUCUGCGGAGGCCACCCUGCAACUGGAGUUGCACUUUUUUGAAGAUUUUGAUGUGGAGCAAAGCCCUGAUGGUCAAUGCAUCGAUGCUCUGAGGAUCGAGACUCCCUCUGGGAUUCUGGGGCCAUUCUGUGGCCACACACCUCCCCCAUCUCCCUUUCUCACUCACUCACAUCAGGUCCAAAUCCGCUUCACCUCUGAUGGCUUUGGUACUAACAAAGGCUUCAUGCUCCACUUCAGGACCAGAGACAAGGUGUGUCCAUCAGUGGUGACCUCGCACUCCAGUGUGACUCCUCAGCAAGUAGAAUAUCUUAAGGGUGAAACAGUGACAGUAACUUGUGAUCUUGGCUACGUUUUAUAUACUCAAGGCACCCGGACCCUGUCAUCACAGUAUGUGACGAUAUGUCAGAAUACGGGUGUAUGGACUCCCAUUGACACCUGUGAACCUGUGGAUUGUGGAUUUCCUAGUAUCCCAAAAGAUGGCAUCCUUCAGUUGGUGGGCUCAGAUAACCCACAUACUCAGUACAAAGACCAGAUUCAGUUUAGCUGCAGCUCAAAGUACUACACACUGGAAGGAGAUGACGUGUACACUUGCAGAGCCAGUGGUGAAUGGGUAUCAGGUGGAGGCCAGAAAGAGAUGCCGAAAUGCAUUGCAGUGUGCGGGAAGCCUGAAAAUCACCCCUCAGGUGCAGCCAGAAUUUUAGGAGGUGAUGAUGCAAACAUGGGAGAGAUACCGUGGCAUCUUUUGCUUAAAGAGCCAAGUAGAGGAGGAGCAACAUUGAUCAAUGACCGAUGGGCUGUCACAGCAGCUCAUGUCGUGGACACAUUAAAGAAUACCUCCUUGAGCCUGUAUGGUGGACUGAUAGAUGGAAGAACCAUAUCAAACAGUGUGUCUAAUGUAGUUGUCAUGGACAGUGACAGGAUCAUAAUUCAUCCCGACUACGUCAAAGUCAUUCCUCCUUUGGAACGCACAAAUUUUGACAAUGAUAUUGCUCUUAUUAGAUUAGCUUCCAGGGUGAAUUUAGGCCCAAACCUCCUUCCCAUUUGUCUGCCAACGGUAAACACGGACCUGUUGGAAGAUGAGCAAGGCACAGUGUCAGGCUGGGGGAUAACAGAAUCCGAGACGGGGCGUCGUUUCUUCACAUCUCCUUUGUUAAAAUACGCUCAUAUCGGGAUCUACUCCCUUGCAGAGUGUGAGAAUACUCCUUACACACCUACAACUAAGAAACGUAUGACUUUCACUAAUAACAUGUUCUGUGCUGGAGCAGAGGGAAAGGACAGCUGCAAGAAAGACAGUGGGGGUCCGUUUGUUUUGCCCAUGUUGACUCACGGCAGUGGGCCAUAUCGUCUGACUGGCAUUGUGUCCUGGGGACCCCCCUGUCAUGAGAGGCAGUACAAGGGUUAUUACACCAAGGUGGCUAGAUAUGUGGACUGGAUUAAGGAGACAAUAGAUGCAACAGAAAAGUAUUAGAAAGAAGAAAGAUGAGGGGGGAAAUACUUUUCUACUAAACACAAUACUGUUAUCAAUUUCAGGAAAUGUUUUUGAAAGUAAAGACUACAAUCUUGUAAUCAAAUGUACCGACAUGAAUACCAUUAUGCUGUCAUCACAUUGUUACUUACCUUACUGUAUUAAAGGAAUUAGCAAAUCUGCAGAGAA